Molecule: messenger RNA, 1462 nt
Organism: Anopheles nili
Lineage: Eukaryota; Metazoa; Arthropoda; Insecta; Diptera; Culicidae
Product: eukaryotic initiation factor 4A-III
Exons: 2
Coding region: 96-1298 (400 amino acids)
Cellular component (GO): nucleolus; catalytic step 2 spliceosome
Molecular function (GO): RNA helicase activity; ATP binding; mRNA binding
Source: RefSeq, a predicted model, not a curated record
UUGGUACAGUCAACGAAAAAUUGGAUUUAACGGGUUAUAGGCGUUCAUUUCACAAAAUAAACAUUUUCAAUCACUGCUUCUGGAACUAAAGAACAAUGUCCGGAAGAAGGGUGCCUGCGAACGAGGAUCUCUCGAAUGUGGAAUUCGAAACGAGUGAGGAUGUCGAAGUGCUCCCGACGUUCAAUGCGAUGGGGCUUCGGGAAGAGCUUCUGCGGGGUAUUUACGCGUACGGUUUCGAGAAGCCGUCUGCCAUCCAGCAAAGAAGUAUUCAACCUAUUGUAAAAGGUCGCGACGUUAUCGCCCAAGCACAAUCUGGUACGGGAAAAACGGCAACAUUUUCCAUAUCCAUUCUGCAGUCGAUGGACACCACGUUGCGAGAAACGCAGGUGCUUUGUUUGUCACCAACACGUGAGUUGGCCGUUCAGAUUCAGAAAGUCAUUCUAGCGCUGGGAGAUUUCAUGAACGUCCAAUGUCACGCCUGCAUCGGAGGAACAAAUUUGGGAGAAGAUAUUCGCAAGCUGGACUACGGGCAGCAUGUAGUCAGUGGAACGCCUGGUCGAGUGUUCGACAUGAUCAAACGUCGAGUCCUGCGAACACGCUCCAUAAAGAUGCUGGUGCUGGAUGAAGCCGAUGAGAUGCUGAACAAGGGCUUUAAGGAACAGAUUUACGAUGUGUAUCGAUACCUUCCACCAGCCACACAAGUGGUUCUGAUUUCGGCCACCUUGCCGCACGAGAUUCUUGAAAUGACCUCUAAGUUUAUGACGGAUCCGAUUCGCAUUUUGGUAAAACGUGAUGAAUUGACACUGGAAGGUAUUAAACAGUUCUUUGUCGCUGUCGAGCGUGAAGAAUGGAAGUUUGACACACUGUGCGAUCUGUACGAUACGCUCACCAUCACUCAGGCGGUCAUUUUCUGUAACACAAAGCGCAAGGUGGACUGGUUAACCGAAAAAAUGCGUGAGGCAAAUUUUACGGUCAGUUCGAUGCACGGAGACAUGCCGCAAAAGGAGCGUGACGAGAUCAUGAAGGAGUUCCGUUCCGGUCAGAGCCGCGUGCUUAUCACCACCGACGUUUGGGCUCGCGGUAUCGACGUGCAGCAGGUUUCGUUGGUUAUUAAUUACGAUCUACCGAAUAACCGUGAGCUGUACAUUCAUCGUAUCGGCCGAUCGGGUCGAUUCGGUCGCAAGGGUGUGGCAAUCAACUUCGUUAAAUCGGACGACAUCAGAAUCCUGCGAGACAUUGAACAGUACUAUUCUACGCAAAUCGAUGAAAUGCCUAUGAAUGUGGCAGAUCUUAUUUAAGUAUGUUGUAUGAACAUAGAGAGCGAGUAAUGUAACUUUUCGUACCACUCAUCCAAUCCGCAGUACUUGCGGUAUAGCAGAUAGCGAACGUAAACUUUUAAGCAUGUAAUCAUACAUUGUAUAUGUUUUGAAUUUAACGAUGGACUUCAAAUAAAACGCAUAGA